Physeter macrocephalus (sperm whale) is the source of this 2487-nucleotide messenger RNA. RefSeq names its product CREB regulated transcription coactivator 1 (gene CRTC1). Gene Ontology annotation, molecular function: cAMP response element binding protein binding. Gene Ontology annotation, cellular component: cytoplasm; nucleus. The transcript has 15 exons. The coding region runs from base 1 to 1698 and encodes 565 amino acids. Gene Ontology annotation, biological process: positive regulation of transcription by RNA polymerase II. The record is from RefSeq and is a predicted model, not a curated record. NCBI's taxonomy places the organism in Eukaryota, Metazoa, Chordata, Mammalia, Artiodactyla, Physeteridae.
AUGGCGCUCCGCAGGCUCCAGCUCCAAAAGUCCCAGUACCUGCAGCUGGGCCCAAGCCGUGGCCAGUACUAUGGCGGGUCCCUGCCCAACGUGAACCAGAUUGGGAGCGGCACCGUGGAUCUGCCCUUCCAGACACCCUUCCAGUCCUCAGGCCUGGACACCAGCCGAACUACCCGGCACCAUGGGCUAGUGGACAGAGUGUACCGGGAGCGUGGCCGUCUUGGCUCCCCACAUCGCCGGCCCCUGUCAGUGGACAAACAUGGAAGGCAGGCGGACAGCUGCCCAUAUGGCACCGUGUACCUCUCGCCACCUGCGGACACCAGCUGGAGAAGGACCAAUUCUGACUCUGCCCUGCACCAGAGCACAAUGACGCCCACCCAGCCAGAGCCUUUUACGGGUGGGUCCCAGGACGCGCACCAGAAAAAAGUCUUACUAUUAACGGUCCCUGGAAUGGAGGAGACCACAUCAGAGAUGGACAAGAACCUUUCCAAGCAAGCAUGGGACACCAAGAAGACGGGGUCCCGGCCCAAGUCCUGCGAGGUCCCUGGAAUCAACAUCUUUCCAUCCGCCGACCAGGAAAACACUACAGCCCUGAUCCCUGCCACCCACAACACGGGGGGCUCCCUGCCUGACCUGACCAACAUCCACUUCCCCUCCCCCCUCCCGACCCCGCUGGACCCCGAGGAGCCCACCUUCCCCGCGCUGAGCAGCUCCAGCAGCACCGGCAACCUCGCAGCCAACCUGACACACCUGGGCAUUGGAGGUGCCGGCCAGGGGAUGAGCACGCCUGGCUCCUCGCCGCAGCACCGCCCGGCCGGCGUCAGCCCGCUGUCCCUGAGCACGGAAGCAAGGCGGCAGCAGGCCCAGCAGGUGUCGCCCACUCUCUCCCCACUGUCACCCAUCACUCAGGCCGUGGCCAUGGACGCCCUGUCUCUGGAGCAGCAGCUGCCCUACGCCUUCUUCACCCAGGCGGGCUCUCAGCAGCCGCCGCCACCUCAGCCUCAGCCCCCGCCCCCGCCGCCGCCUGCGUCCCAGCAGCAGCCGCCCCCGCCGCCCCCGCAGUCCCCCCCAGAGAACUCGGGCCAGCCGCCGAUGGGGAUCGACACUGCCUCGGCGCCGGCUCUGCAGCAGUACCGUACUAGCGCUGGCUCCCCAGCCAACCAGUCUCCCACCUCACCCGUCUCCAAUCAAGGCUUCUCCCCCGGGAGCUCCCCGCAACACUCUUCCACCCUGGGCAGCGUGUUUGGGGACUCAUACUAUGAGCAGCAGAUGGCGGCCAGGCAGGCCAAUGCUCUGUCCCACCAGCUGGAGCAGUUCAACAUGAUAGAGAAUGCCAUCAGCUCCAGCAGCCUGUACAGCCCGGGCUCGACACUCAACUACUCACAGGCGGCCCUGAUGGGCCUCACAGGCAGCCCUGGGAGCCUGCCGGACACACAGCAGCUCAGCUUCCCCAGCCACAGCAGCAUCCCCAAUAUCAUCCUCACAGUGACAGGAGAGUCCCCUCCCAGCCUCUCUAAAGAACUGACCAGCACGCUGGCCGGGGUCGGUGACGUCAGCUUCGAUUCUGACAACCAGUUCCCCUUGGACGAACUCAAGAUUGACCCCCUGACCCUGGACGGACUGCACAUGCUCAAUGACCCAGACAUGGUCCUGGCCGACCCGGCCACCGAGGACACCUUCCGGAUGGACCGUCUGUGAGCCGCACGCCCGGCACACGGCCGCCCAGCCCCCGGCUCCGUCACCCCACCGGUCAGUGGUCCCCACGGCGUCUCCCCCAGCCUGGGGACAGCGGCGCUCCGUCCCUCGCAAACGGCCGAGCUUGUGAUUCUGAGCUUGCAAUGCCGCCAAGCGCCCCAGCCCACCCGCCCGCCCACCCCGGUCGUCCACCUCCCGCGUGAGGCCGCGUGUCGUCGCCCCCGCGGACCCUCCCUCCCUGCUCUCUCGUCCCCCUGUAAGAUGCGGAAAGCGUGCUGGGCGGGGCCGCCGGCCUCGGGGGGGCGCCGCGCCCUGCGACGGUGGUGGGAUGAGGUGCAUCUUGCGACUGUUGUCCAGCUCUCACUGCCUUCCUUUGUCCCCGGUACCCCCACCCGCCCGCGCCCCCCGUCCUUGGUUAGGUAGCGAGCCAGCCCCACCCCGCCAAAAGGAGAAGGCGCCGGGGGCGGGGGGCGGGCGGACAUGAAGCGGAAAUAAACACUAUUUGGACUGCCGUCUUUUAUAUUUCUGAGCACACACAGAACACUAGACUCCAUCCCACGGAGGUGGGAUGCAAACAUGUGAACGGAGCAUGCGAAGCAGCUACGUCUCCCCCGGGGCCCAGUAGGGAAGCCCACGCCCCCGCCUCGCCACCCCCAGCUGGGCCCCUCGGUGGCCACCUUGGCUGUGAAAUCCCCACCCAGGCCUGUCGGGGAUGCACGUGGAGGCGGGGAUUAUUUCUAGGGGGUUUUGCGACUUGUUUCCAUCUUUCUUUCUCUGUACCGUGGUCACUGU